Cucurbitaria berberidis CBS 394.84 is the source of this 692-nucleotide messenger RNA. RefSeq lists its product as uncharacterized. The transcript has 3 exons. Bases 1 to 480 code for a protein of 159 amino acids. Lineage: Eukaryota; Fungi; Ascomycota; Dothideomycetes; Pleosporales; Cucurbitariaceae. Gene Ontology annotation, cellular component: mitochondrion. The record is from RefSeq and is a predicted model, not a curated record.
AUGCUCUCCAGGCGCAUUGUAGCGGUCCGCCCGCUGACCCGGGCUGUCGUCCCCGCAGCAGCACGACUACGCCCACACUUCACCCAGAUCCGAACAGCCCUCACCGAUGCUGAGAAGGUUGAGCUCGCGGACCCCAACCAAAACGGCGGCUACAUCAACCCACCCGCAGAGCUGCGGUCGAAGCGCGACCCGUACGGCGAUUACUGGGACAAGCAAGACCGUCGCAACUACGGCGAGCCCUGCCACGAAGACCACGAUAUUCUCGGUGCCGUUUCGCUGCACGACUAUGACCAUUUCACGCCAGGCUGGGGCUUCGUACUGAUGGGCACCUUCAUUGCCUCCGUCUUCGGGCUUUGCACCGCUGUCAGCAUGGUCUACCCCGACAAGGUCAGCGCGCCAAAGACGUAUGGGGAUGGCCUGGAAGCUGAGUUGGGUGGUAAGGGUGCUUUACUCGCAAGGAAGCCGGGUCAGGGCUGGUAGAUCUGCGGUUAAUCUAAACAGCAACAUGUAAAUACAAUCGGAUUCCACCUUUUCUUUGUCAAAUCAUGUCCAUCAGAAUAGGAUAGACUACUUUUGAAUUCAGUACUGGACCAGAUUCGAGCUUCUUGAAAUGGAAGAGUAUGUAUGGGGUUUAACACAGGAGAAAUCAAUCUCGAUUCGAAUCGAGUAAGAAACCAACCCUCUGAUAUGGU